AUGGCCAAGCUGGAUAUGGUAGUUUGGUCAUUCCAUCUUAAGGUCUUGGUUCUACCCAGUCUGCUUUUGAAAGAAAGAAACAUCCCUAAUCAAGGGCUUGGUUUAAGACAGUCAAAAUUGGCCAAAAGGUCAUCAAUAUUUGAUGAUCCAAUCAAGAAAAUUCAAGAAUUAACUGCUUUAAUAAAAGAUGACAUCACAGCGCUUAACAUAUCAGUUUCUGAUUUGCAAACCCUCCAAAAUAUGGAGAUAGCUGAUGGAAACUAUUCUGAAGAUCGAGCUGUUCAUUCGACUACCAUUUGUGACGAUUUGAAGAAUAAACUUAUGGGGGCUACAAAGCAGUCUCAGGAUGUGUUAACUGCUAGAACAGAGGUCGUACUUACUGGAAUGAUAUUUUCUACAAAUGUAUCAAGAGAAAGCCCUUCAAGGCAUCAAGCAAAUACCGUAACCGAGCCACCUCCUUGGUCAAGUUCAUCUAAUUCAUCUGGGAAUUUGCAACCUGCAGUGUGA
Messenger RNA from Cornus florida, 507 nucleotides. RefSeq names its product syntaxin-31-like. The transcript is spliced from 3 exons. The record is from RefSeq and is a predicted model, not a curated record. Gene Ontology annotation, cellular component: membrane. Gene Ontology annotation, biological process: vesicle-mediated transport. The coding region runs from base 1 to 507 and encodes 168 amino acids. Lineage: Eukaryota; Viridiplantae; Streptophyta; Magnoliopsida; Cornales; Cornaceae.